Molecule: messenger RNA, 6916 nt
Organism: Lycium ferocissimum
Lineage: Eukaryota; Viridiplantae; Streptophyta; Magnoliopsida; Solanales; Solanaceae
Exons: 17
Molecular function (GO): ubiquitin binding; RNA binding
Source: RefSeq, a predicted model, not a curated record
CUCACUAGAAGCGCAUGCGUAUGGAACUGCUUGUAUAGACCGUAAUUACUGAUUCCCCAUUCUUUUUUCCCUUCGGAAUAUAAAGAAAAAAGAUCCGACUUCUUCUUAAUAAUAAAUAAAAUACAUCCCAAAACCGUGAACUGAGCGCGUGUUCCCACUCUCCGCCAUGUCUACGACGGAGCAACCACUAAAGAAACGUAAACUUUACGAACCACCGCCGCCACCUCAGUCACCGCCUCCUCCUCCUCCGCCGCAACCACCGCCGCAGAGUAGCGUUGCUCCGGCGGCGCUAUCUCAGGACGAAAUUUUAAGGCGAAGAAGGAACCAAGAAGAGAUUCGUAAUGUUUAUGAGUGUUAUAAAAGGAUUAAAUUCUGCAUCUCACAUAAUAAUGAUCGUUUUUCGUCUGAACUUGAACAAGCAUAUCUCUCUCUUAUUACUGCCUCAAGAGGCUGCACAAGUGUACAACGCCUAGUGGCUGAUUUUAUUCCUCGAUUUGCUUCGUAUUGCCCCACUGCCCUUGAAGCUGCAGUAAAAGUUGUUAUUAAUAUGCAUAAUUGGAAGUUAGCUCUGAUUGGUAAAGGAGAAGAUACAGACGGUGUUGCAUUUGACACUGCUAAGGCAUGCAUUUUUGGUCUAGCUGAUAUCUGUCAAAGUGCUGCUGCUGAGGCACCAACAUCAUCAGUUAUUCGAGGAAUUUGCACCACCGUCUUUCGUGAUGCACUCACCUUCUUAAUAUCCUGUUUUGAAGGGAGGGAUGUUUUCGAGAUUGCUGACAAGGAAAUUUUUGGUAUUCAGGAUGCUCAUUUGUUCUCUGAGUACCAACAAAAAAUUUUAAACAAGGAACAAUCGGUACUUCUCAAGCUAUCUGAGUUCCGCGUACUUUGUUUCCUCAGAAUUUUCUUUACUUGCCCCAAAAAUUCAAUUGCAACUUGUUUUGAGCUCAUCGGCUCUACUGGAUCGGAGGAAUCUAAGCAGGAAGGAUAUUACUUACUUCAUCAGUUAACUAACAGGCUUGAUGAUGCUGUUGGUCAUCCUAGGAAUGCCGGAAAUAGUGCAGUGACAUCAUCAGCGAAGUCCAAAGAAACAAGUAGCAAAAGUAAGGAUGUGGAUGAUGGCCUUGCGACAUGUGGCAAACAAGUCUCGGACAAUCGCUCUCUUGUUUUGAAGAACUGCUUAUUAGGACUGGCUGUAGAGAAAGAUCAUUCGCUGAAAAGUUGGAUCUGCUCAAGGUUUAAGAAAUUAAGUAAAUCAGCUUCCUCUCAAGUUGUUUCAGAUAUUUCCUCAGUUCUUGAAGGAAUAUUGCAGUCUUUCUUAGAUGAAGUGAAGGCAGAAAAACCUCAUGAUGACGGUGAUGAGGAUUGUCUGGAUACUGCAAAGUAUGCUAGUGAGUACUUGGGUCACGAGCUAUCUUCUCAAAAAGUAACUCAUGAAGUUUCUCGAAGCCCAGCAGCUCCUCUGGGAGCAACUCACCGUUCCAGUAUGAAUUCGAAUACUACUAGUGGUGAGCUUAGGUCUUUAGUUUUUGAUUCUAAAGAGCCUGGAGAUUCACCGAAUACCAGGCCUUCUGUGCCUAUGGAGGUCUAUAACCAGCAGAUUCUUUCUCCUAUUGCUAGAACACCGUCAAACUUGAGGAAUAGUUCAUCUGAUGGAGGACACCAUGUCAUGAUGGAGAACCACCAAAUUCUUAAUGUGGACCGUUCUCUACCAGCCUCAAGAUCAUCAACUGGAGGCAUGAGUUGUUCCAUGGAGUCACCUAUGCAGCAUUUACCUCUGUCUCAUUCUUCCACAAAUCAAGUGAUUUGGUACACGGAUGGAGACCCAGCUGCAGCAGACAUCUUUCCCGCUUCCAAGCAGCUAUGGUUGGGAUCUAUAGGCCCUGAUGCAUCUGAAGUUCUUGUCAGACAUAAGUUCGAGAUGUUUGGUCCACUAAAUCAUUUUGCAUUCUUUGCAUUCAAAGGUUUUGCUUUGGUUGAGUACCACAACAUUAUGGAUGCGGUGAGAGCCAGGGAAAUCAUGCAGGGAAAUUCGCUUUGGGGUGCUGGUCUUCGAAUAAAAUUCUUGGAUAGAGGAUUAGGUACUAAGGGGGCUAUAAAUGGUGUUGCUGUUGGUUCUAGUUGCUAUAUUUAUGUUGGAAGUGUUCAGAGCCGCUGGAUGAAGGAUGAUGUCGUGCAUGAGCUGAGAAAAGCACUUCAAAGAGGUCCUCGGAUGGUUACUGAUCUAGGCAGCGAAGGAGCAUUGCUGAUGGAGUUCAACACACCUGAGGAGGCCACAAUUGCCAUGAAUCAUCUGAGGCACUGGCGUAAGGUAAGGAGUGACUGCAUUCAGCCCCUAAACUUAGGUCCAGCUAAUAGUUCCAUGCAUACUGAAGGUAUUAGACCUAGCUCUGCCUCUGUUUAUGUUGGUGCCGGAAGCAAUUUUUGUGCCAAUAGUACUGUUGGGCCAUCUCACUUCCAGAAUGUGCUUGAGAACCAUUCUGACAGUCAUGUUCCAAGAAUGUCACGUCUAUCUUCUUUGCUUUCACAGUUAAGCACCAAAUAUAGUGUCAAAUAUGAUCCUGGCUAUAAGAGUCAUCAUGUGUCAGGGAAUUGUGAAACUGGAUUCCUGGGAGGAGAUACAAUGCAGACAAAUAUCCUACGUAUUAGCAUUCCAAAUGGUAGCUCCUUGUUUAUCACAGAAGAUGAGCUUUUGGCUAUUUGUAAUCUUGCCAUUGACAACAAAGGUUCCAUCAUCAGGUUAAUGAGAGAAAGUAUGCCUAUGGGUUCUUGUUGGCUAGUUGAAUGCAGCAGCAUGGAUUCUGCUAAUACUCUCGUGAAGACCCUUCGUGAUUGUCCUGGGUUAUUCUUCCAGAUAGAAUUCAGUCACCCUGGGCAGCAUCAUAUUCCUGUUCCUGUAAAAAAAGAAGGUAGUAUUCUGGAGCUGACAUCACCCAGACUGAAUCCAGAACAAGGUAGCAUGGCUCAUGCUGGAUAUGCACUUCAGUCAAACUGGACACAUAUAGCAAGCAGAGGUAUGGCUGAAGUUGGUUCUGGAAAAACUGAUAUGAUGGUUCUAGUUCCAUCACCGAGAGGUAAUCAUAAAUUCACUGGUGCUGUUAAUGACAUGUGGAUGCACAGGAAAUCUGAAGCAGAGAUACAUCCUAGACCGGGAAUUGUUGCCUGCAAUGCUGCACCUCCUCAAGCACCUCCUAGACCACUACAGCCUAUUCAAGGACCUCCUAGUGUGCCACCGCCUGUUCUAGCACUUCCUCCUGCAGCAGCACAGCCAAUUCAAGGACCUCCUAUUGCACCACCACAGCAAGCACAACCCCCGCCCUUUGUGCGCCCAAUGUACUUCCCUCUAAGUGGGUGGGAUUCACGUGGUUUGAACCAUAACUUGCCCCUAAAUCCAAUUCCAUCUGGUGCACUGCCUACUAAUCUUCAUCAUUGUUCAGUUGCACCACCAUUUGUACCUGCUUCUGUGACUCCAAUGUCUCAGAUACAAGGCACCUCCAUGCCGCCAUUUGAUCAUAUGUAUCCUGUGCCUGUUGCUAGACCACCAGUGACGUCUUUACCGCCACAACCACCACCCCAGCUUGACUCAUUACCCCUGUUACCUCCACCUGUGUUGCAGCCUCCAUUACCUUCAUCCCCACCCCCACUACCUUACCCUGAUCCACCUAAUAAUCCUCCUCCACCUAGUUCCCCGCCUCCUCCCCCACCUCCAUUAGCUGAAUCUUCAAAUUCAGAAAGUUCUAAACAAUAUUUGCAGUGUCAGUGGCAGGGAUCCUUAAGUAAAAGUGGGGUUCAUUACUGCACGAUUUAUGCACAAAGAGUAGAGUCGGAUUCUUGCAGGUAUCCAAAUGCCAGCGCUGAGCCUACGGAAUGGCCUGCGAAGUUGGAUAUGACCAAACGCACUGAUUUUCGGCAUGUCAAAUCAACAUUUUGUAGUACGCCACCCCAUAAAAAAGAGAUAUGCUGGCUGCUACCUUCUUCUCCAGUGGACCAUAAGGGCUUUCAAGAUUUUAUAUCAUACUUGAAGCAAAGGGAAUGUGCUGGUGUAAUUAAAAUCCCAGCGGUAAAAUCAAUGUGGGCAAGGCUUCUCUUCAUCCUUCCGCAGUCAUCUGAUACCUGCUCUAUGCUCUCAGUUGCGCCUAAUCCUUCUCUUUGUCUAGUUGGUUUGGUGGUGCCUAAAGAGACAAACUUAGAAUGGGUAUGAUGCAAAGUCAAUACACUUUUGAAUAUCUAAAAUCACAGCUGAGUAAACAUGUCAAAUCGCUAUAGUAACCAGAACAGAAACGAAAAACCUCAAAAGAAAUUCAUUCCAAAGAAUCAAACACACAAUUCUCAAACCCUAGCAAAUUCCUAUAGACAAACACUUCCUAACAAGCCCAAUACAAGUUCCAGUAACGCCGGUAGGGUUAGGAUGGGAACCACUGGCGCGUGGGUUUCCGCGAGUGGGAAUUUCGUGAAUUAUUUGCCACAGGAUGAAGCUGUAGCAGCUGGACUUGGAGCAGAUGAGGGUGCAUUGGAUCCAGUGGAAUCGCAGCGCGUGGUUGAUGUUUUAAACAGGGAGUUGUGUAGGUUACUUAAGAUGAAUGCAAGAGAUUUCUGGAAAGAAGUGGCCAGCGACAGUUCCCUUCAUUCUUUUCUUGAAAGCUUUCUGAAGUUCAGGAGUAGGUGGUUUGAUUUUCCAUAUCGAGGAGCCAGGGGUAUAGUUGCUGGGGUCGUUGUUGGGGAGUUCGAGCUCUGCCGGCGUAUCUUUAUGGUCUUAUAUCGCAUAUCGUCAAAUCGGGACCCUGGAGCUAAGACUGCUGAUAGUCUUAGUCAGAAAGAUCACGAAGCCCUUUUGCAGGAAAAGAAGUUGCUUGAUUUACCAAAGUUGUUAGACAUAUGUGCCAUAUAUGGUCAUGAAAACGAAGAUCUGACAAGAAUAUUGGUCGUUAAUGCCAUAAAGUCACAGCCAUGGAUCCAUGAUGAUCUUUCAUCUGUUAUUACGCACUUUCUUAGCAUCGUGCAGACUAUGUAUCAGAGGUGUAGCUCAUCGUUGGAGGUUUUAUUUUCCUCCGGUCACUUGCAAGAUUAUGGGCAUAGUCGGCUUCAAACAGACUAUCUAGAGGUGAUGGACUUUUUAAAUGAUGCUGUGGUAUCUAUGGAUGCGUUUGUCAAUGCGUAUAAGCAAGCAUCCAUCUACUUCUGCUGUCCUGUUGAAAUGAGUCAUGGGAAUGAGGAGGUGCUUACUGCCCUUGCAAGAUUACAUGAUUCAUUGCUGCCUUCUUUGCGGCGGGGUUUCCACAUUAUUUUAACGUCCGGAUAUAAAGGUUUGACGGAAUCUUCGAAUGAAAUGCGCUCGCAUGUUUUUGUCAGUCUCAAAAUGUUAUCCACAAGGAUAGUAAAUUUUGGUUGGAAGCUGCUGAACUUGUGCUAUCUAAGUGAUGAGGCUUUUGUUGAAAGUUCUCCACUUCCUGCUACCAUGAAGAUGUUCCCUACCAAUGUGGAGGAUCCUGCUAUAAGAGCAGAUAUAUUAGUGCAGUCGGUGAGGGAUAUAAUUGGAGAUUACUCACAGGCUCUAGAGGGACAUAGCAAAGGCACAUUUCUCCAAAUCAUUGACAAAAAUCACAACCUAAUGGGCAGAAUUGAGUUACUACGUAAUACAGGGUGGAUAUCAAUGGAUGAUGAUCAAUUCAAGUUUCUGUCGGGGAUCACAAUACACCCAGUAGAAGAUAAUAUUGGAAGGGCAGCCCAUCCGGCAACCUCCCAAAAAGACAACCUACCACAGGUUGAUGAAGACACUGCUAUUAUGGAGUCGAAAAUAAGUCAGAUAAGGGACCUCUUCCCUGAUUAUGGGAAAGGCUUCUUAGGUGCUUGUCUCGAAGUAUAUAACCAGAAUCCUGAAGAGGUCAUUCAGAGGAUUCUUGAGGGUACCCUUCAUGAGGACUUGCAGUCUUUGGACAUCUCCUUGGAGAAAAUACCACAACCCAAGUCUGUUGUUCCAUCCAUGACCAGAAAUGACAAGGGUAAAGGGAAACUAGUGGAAUCUGCGGCAAUACCCCCGAGAAACAUCGCUCCUGCAGCAUCACCUUACAAAGCUGUAGGCUCUUCUAAUUCAUCUACAGCUUCAGCUGGAAGGUUUAUCAGGAAAACAACCACUGAAGAUCCUGCUUCCUUGACACUUGACUCUAGAGAUGCGAAGGAUUUGGCAAAAACCCUUGCACUUUCAUCACAGCUUGAGUACGAAGAUGAGUAUGACGACUCAUUUGAUGACCUAGGUCUAAGUAUUGGUGAUUCAGCAUUUGAGGAAACUGAGAACCUCCAAGACAAGUCAAACUUCAGCCGUGGGAGAAAUUCUGAAGCUGAUAACAGUAGCUCAGCGUCCAACGCUUCUAAGUGGGGAUCACGGAAGAAGCCACAGUUUUAUGUCAAAGACGGAAAGAACUACAGUUACAAAGUUGAGGGUUCUGUUGCAGUGGCUAAUUUCAAUGAAGCUUCUUUAGUAAAUCAAGUUCAGAAGGAGUCGAUCCACGGGUUGGGACGGGGUGGUAAUCUUCCUUUGGGUGCAGUUAAACGGUGGACCGAGUCAAAUGAGGAGAAAGACGACGAGCCGGAAGCCAAUGAGAUGGGUGGAAGGGGGGGAGGUCGAGGGUUCUUCAGAGGAGGGAGAGGUGGGAGAAAAGGAGGGGGUAGAUCAAAUAAUUACAGAAAGGACCAAGCCAUGAAAAAACACUUCUCAGGUUUGACAGGCCAUUGAUAUCGAAGCUUUCUUUACCUUUAGUAUGUAUACAAAUGUUGAUAAGCCUCCAGCAAAAAUACAUUGCCUCUUAGCUACCUUACAGAGUUUUCAGCUGACUGUAUAGGCGAUUCCCUGUGGGAAGAAAUUUCAGUUGGAUUUUGUUUUCAUUGACCAUACUAUAUAUAUACCAUGGCUCGUAGUUUCUUUGGA